This is a messenger RNA of Meriones unguiculatus (Mongolian gerbil), 907 nucleotides long. RefSeq names its product uroplakin 2 (gene Upk2). The coding region runs from base 191 to 745 and encodes 184 amino acids. Gene Ontology annotation, biological process: epithelial cell differentiation. The record is from RefSeq and is a predicted model, not a curated record. Gene Ontology annotation, cellular component: apical plasma membrane. The transcript has 5 exons. NCBI's taxonomy places the organism in Eukaryota, Metazoa, Chordata, Mammalia, Rodentia, Muridae.
CAUCCUGAAAAACCUGUCUGGGGGCCCUUCCUGAGGCUACAGUGCCCAAGGGGGCAAGUUGGACUGGAUUCCCAGCAGCCCCUCCCACCCCAAGACAAAAUCAGCCACCCGGAGGCAGGACCUCAUUGGCCCCAGGAAGCCCCAGCCUGCCAGCACCUGUUCCAGGAUCCGGUUCCCAGCACGGAGCAGUAUGGCAUCCACACUGCCUGUUCAGACCUUGGCCUUGAUCCUGAUUCUACUGGCUGUCUUAGCUCCGGGGGCUGCAGACUUCAACAUCUCAAGCCUCUCUGGUGUGCUAUCUCCGGCGCUAACAGAAAGCCUGCUGGUUGCCUUGCCCCCAUGUCACCUCACGGGAGGAAAUGCCACACUGAUGGUCCGGAGAGCCAACGACAGCAAAGUGAUUAAAUCAAGCUUUGUGGUGCCUCCAUGCCGUGGGCGCAGGGAGCUCGUGAGCGUGGUGGACAGUGGAGCUGGCUUCACCGUCACACGGCUCAGCGCAUAUCAGGUGACAAACCUAACUCCAGGAACCAAAUACUACAUAUCCUACCGAGUCCGAAAGGGGGCAUCCACCGAAUCCAGUCCAGAGACCCCGAUGUCCACGCUUCCUCGGAAGAACAUGGAGUCUAUCGGGUUAGGAAUGGCAAGGACGGGAGGCAUGGUUGUCAUCACAGUGUUGCUGUCUGUCGCCAUGUUCCUGUUGGUGGUGGGCCUUAUCAUUGCCCUGGCACUGGGUGCCCGAAAAUGAGGUUUCUCCUGCAUCUAGGCUCCCCCAAGAAAUCCAGCUUAUCUGCUCUCAGGCUUCAGUCAGUGCCUCCCUGCCUCCCUCCACUGAGUCCUUUCCUAACCAUGUCCCUCUCUCUGCUCUGGGUAUCACCUUCCAACACUCCCUGCAGUCCCUCGUCGCAGU